Messenger RNA from Racocetra fulgida, 156 nucleotides. Lineage: Eukaryota; Fungi; Glomeromycota; Glomeromycetes; Diversisporales; Gigasporaceae. The record is from the annotation of a GenBank genome assembly.
ACCGGCCAAAAACGAUCAAGUCUACCAAAUUUAAAACAAUUCGAAUGUGAUAAUGAACGAUUAGAAUAUGUUAAAAGUAUUAUACGAUCACGGCCAAGAGCUCGUCGUUCUACUUGGAAUGAUAUCAACACCCCGCUAAUUACUAAACUUACUGAU